AUGCGGGAAGGUAAACUUCUAGAAGUGUCCACGGGGUGGGCAGCAGCUGUCAAAGGCACCGUAAAAAGACGUCAGAAAGAGAGAGAAACAGGAUUCUCCAAACAGCCGUGGUUGCAUCAUAACUUCCAGAAAACGUGCGUGUUCCGUGUUUCACCGCCCGUUUGCAAAAUGUUGAAAGCAGCCAAAUAUCUGUCCCGCACGCUCGUGGAAAACCGGGGAUUGCUGCAGAAUGGAGGAGCCCUAUCCAACAAUGUGCUGGCCCGGUUCAAGUCGGAGCAGGUUAAGGGCGCCGUCAUCGGUAUCGAUCUGGGAACCACAAACUCUUGCGUCGCCGUGAUGGAGGGCAAAAAUCCGAAAGUGAUCGAAAAUGCGGAAGGUGCGCGUACCACCCCGUCGCACGUGGCUUUCACGAAGGACGGUGAGCGAUUGGUCGGUAUGCCGGCGAAGCGCCAGGCCGUCACCAACUCGGCCAACACGUUCUACGCCACCAAACGGUUGAUCGGCCGUCGGUUCGAUGAUGCUGAGAUCAAGAAAGAUCUAGCGAACCUCUCGUACAAGGUGGUGAAGGCCUCGAACGGGGACGCCUGGGUGCAGGGUAGCGAUGGAAAGGUGUACUCACCCAGCCAGAUCGGUGCGUUCGUGCUGAUGAAGAUGAAGGAAACGGCCGAAGCGUACCUGAACACACCGAUUAAGAAUGCCGUCAUCACGGUACCGGCAUACUUUAACGAUUCGCAGCGUCAGGCCACGAAGGACGCCGGACAGAUCGCCGGUCUGAACGUGCUGCGUGUGAUUAACGAACCGACGGCGGCCGCUUUGGCUUACGGUAUGGACAAGAGUGAAGACAAAAUCAUCGCCGUGUACGAUCUGGGCGGUGGUACGUUCGAUGUGUCGAUCCUCGAAAUCCAGAAGGGUGUGUUCGAGGUCAAGUCAACCAACGGUGACACUCUGCUCGGAGGCGAGGACUUCGAUAACCACAUCCUGGACUAUCUGGCACAAGAGUUCAAGAAGGAGCAGGGCAUCGACAUUAAGAAGGAUGCGAUGGCCAUGCAGCGGUUGAAGGAGGCCGCCGAGAAGGCCAAGUGCGAGCUGUCCUCCUCGGUGCAGACGGACAUCAAUCUGCCCUACCUGACGAUGGACGCCUCGGGACCGAAGCAUCUGAAUCUGAAGUUGACGCGCGCCAAGCUCGAGACGCUGGUUGGCGAUCUGAUCAAGCGUACGAUCGCACCGUGCCAGAAGGCAAUGUCCGAUGCGGAGGUAAAGAAAUCGGACAUCGGUGAGGUGCUGCUGGUCGGUGGUAUGUCCCGCAUGCCGAAGGUACAAUCCUUGGUGCAGGAAGUGUUCGGUCGCCAACCAUCCCGGGCGGUCAAUCCCGAUGAAGCGGUUGCAGUGGGUGCUGCCGUACAGGGAGGUGUGCUGGCGGGUGAUGUUACCGAUGUGUUGCUGCUCGACGUUACGCCCCUGUCGCUUGGUAUCGAAACCCUUGGUGGUGUGUUUACGCGUCUUAUCAACCGCAACACCACGAUUCCGACGAAGAAAUCUCAAGUUUUCUCGACUGCCGCCGAUGGUCAGACGCAGGUGGAAAUCAAGGUACACCAGGGCGAACGUGAGAUGGCUAAUGACAACAAAAUGCUCGGCUCGUUCACACUCGUCGGUAUUCCACCGGCACCGCGCGGUGUACCACAGAUCGAGGUUGUGUUCGAUAUUGACGCCAACGGCAUCGUGCAUGUGUCUGCACGUGACAAGGGAACUGGCAAGGAACAGCAAAUUGUCAUCCAGUCGUCUGGUGGACUGAGCAAGGAUGAGAUCGAAAACAUGGUUAAGAACGCCGAACAGUACGCACAGGCCGACAAGCUGAAGAGGGAUCGCAUCGAAGCGAUCAACCAGGCAGAAGGCAUCGUGCACGAUACCGAGAGCAAGAUGGAGGAGUUCAAAGAUCAGCUACCAAAGGAAGAGUGCGAUAAGCUACGAGAAGAGAUCGCGAAGGUGCGGGAAGUUCUUGCCAACAAGGAGGAAGCCGAUCCGGAGGAAGUCCGCAAAACGACCAGUGCCCUGCAGCAGUCAUCCUUGAAGCUGUUCGAGAUGGCGUACAAAAAGAUGGCUUCCGAGCGGGAGGGUAGCAGCGGUAGCAGCAGCAGCACCGGCAGCAGUAGCGGAUCGGAAGAGGGCGAGAAGAAGGAGAACAAAAACUAAAUCACAAUACCACCUCAUACCAUCAAGGAAAGACUCAGAGUACUGACAGUGGCAGCAGCAGCAUCAUAAGCGAACCCAGUAACCAACGCCGUUAGGAAGUAGAAACCACAACUCUCCAUUCGCAUUAAGUGAACCGGUUGAUCGGUUCGGAUCGGACGUGAACACAGAGGCAGUGAAGUGACGGAGCUAAAUAUACGUUAAACUAUCGAAUCACCCGAGAUUUUGUGCCCCCUCCCCGUUGGCUUACGUUUUGCCCCACCCAAAUUGCUUCUCGGUAGUUUGCGUACGCUGCGUGAUUAAUUCUGCGACCCCCUCGCUGGGUUCAUGUUUUCUUCUCUUCUUUCCAAGGGCAUCUUUUGGGAGGAUGGAAGUUUCUUUGCUGUAGUCUUUUCGUAGUAGGCAGAGAAAAGUGCGCAUUUUGCUGAAAGGGAGUGAGGAAUGCAGAGAGAUGUAGAAGACGUUGAGUUUGGAGCAGGAUAUUGCUUUGAGGUCCCCGAGUGUUGUUCUGGUUUCCAAUCCGGAAGAGUUGUACUAAGUUUUCGAUGGCCAUGCACAUACACCGAGGCGCACCGAGCAAAUGGGAAUGUUCCGAGGUGCUCUUUGGAUUAACUUUAAGCAGUAACAGGUGUAUUGCGUGUUAAGGUAGUUGGACUCGUUUCCUUUGUAGAUGCAAUAAAAUAGAUUUAAACAGUUAAA
Molecule: messenger RNA, 2886 nt
Organism: Anopheles darlingi
Lineage: Eukaryota; Metazoa; Arthropoda; Insecta; Diptera; Culicidae
Gene: Hsc70-5
Product: heat shock 70 kDa protein cognate 5
Exons: 6
Coding region: 1-2190 (729 amino acids)
Biological process (GO): cellular response to unfolded protein; protein refolding
Cellular component (GO): mitochondrion; cytoplasm
Molecular function (GO): heat shock protein binding; ATP-dependent protein folding chaperone; ATP binding
Source: RefSeq, a predicted model, not a curated record